CAAAAAAAAAUGUUGGAAAAUUCAUCACUAGUCUCUGCCUGGUGCAAGCCGCCGCUCAUUCAGUCCCUCGUCUGACUUCGCAUCCCGCUGCCCGCGACUGCGAACCCGAUCUCGAUUCGAUCCCCCGCUUCCAUGGCGGCCGCCCUCUCCUCCUCGCGGCGCGCCCUCCACACCCUCCACCGCCGCCGCCUCCUCCACCCCGCCCCCUCGCCCACCGCCGCGCGGCUCUCGCCUCCCGCUCCCGCUCCCGUCCCCAUCCCCCGCCACUCCCCCAUCCCCUCCUCCUCCCCUUCCUCACGCUUCUUCUGCACCGCGCGCCCAGAUGCGAGGCUGGGGCACUGGAUGCUGCCCCCGCUGCCGCAGCGGGUGCAGCGGCUUGUGGGCGGGGUCAGGUCGGUGUCGACCCGCGGCGGGUUCAAGCUGGCGCCGCUGGGGCAGGGGGUGAAGGGGCUGGGGCGGCCCGUGGAGGCGGCGAGGACAGCGGCGGCGCGCUACCGGGAGGCCGUCGGGCUGCAGGUCGAGGCCUUCUGGAGGCGCAACUACAUGAUCCUCGUCGGCGCCGGGGGCGUCAUCGUCUGCAUCGCGCUGUGGAGGAUCAUGUUCGGGGUCGCCAGCACCUUCGUCGGCCUCUCCGAGGGAAUGGCUAAGUACGGGUUCCUUGCCCUCGCCACCGCCAUUGUCGCCUUCGCCGGUAUGUAUGCACGUGCAAGGUUGACCAUAAACCCUGACAAGGUUUAUCGGAUGGCUAUGACAAAGCUCAAUACAUCUGCUGCAAUCCUCGAAGUCAUGGGUGCACCCUUAACUGGCACUGAUGUCAGAGCAUAUGUUAUGUCUGGAGGAGGCCCUAAAUUGAAGGACUUCAAAUUUAAGCUGGGUGGCAAACGGUGUUUCCUCAUAUUCCCCAUCAAAGGAUCAGAAAGAAGGGGUCUUGUAAGUGUUGAGGUCAAGAAGAAAAAGGGACAGUAUGACAUGAAGCUACUAGCUGUUGACAUACCAAUGGAAUCAGGGCCUGACCAACAGCUAUUCCUUGUCGGUGACGAACAAGAGUACAAGGUGGGCGGAGGCUUGAUAUCUGAGCUGCGAGACCCCAUCUUAAAAGCUAUGGCUGCAGAGAAGGAGUUUGAUUAUCUCGACGAAAGAGAGGACGCAGAGGAUGAACGCAGGGAGCGUGAGGAGGCUGAGCGACGGCAACGGGAAGAAGAGGAGGAAGCAUUGAGGCGUGAGGAGGAGAGACUGCGGGAGGAGGCUGCAGAGCGGAGGCGGCGGGAGGCGGAGAAUCUGGAGAAAGCAUCUUGACAUCACCUGUAUCAAAUUUUCGCCUUGUUCAUUGUUUUCUUUCCCUUCACCCCUCAAUGUAGCAAUCGGCCUUCCGGCAGUAAAGAGAAGAUUGCAUUUGAGUUUUCAGUUGGCGGCCGGCCGUCACCAUUCACAGCGUGUUCAAGAAAGUAAUAAUUUUGGCUGCUCUGCAAUGAAUUACUUGGGGAGCAAUGUAAUUUAGUGGAUGAUUAAUGGCUAUCUUUUUGCUGCACAUCUGGCCUGGUGCUAUGAGAAUUGAGAUGACCUUAGGCCCUGAGCCAGUUUACCUGCUUC
This is a messenger RNA of Panicum hallii, 1590 nucleotides long. RefSeq lists its product as uncharacterized. The transcript is spliced from 3 exons. Gene Ontology annotation, cellular component: intracellular membrane-bounded organelle. The coding region runs from base 133 to 1296 and encodes 387 amino acids. The record is from RefSeq and is a predicted model, not a curated record. Lineage: Eukaryota; Viridiplantae; Streptophyta; Magnoliopsida; Poales; Poaceae.